UCGGGAGAACUGUGCUCGCGCUGUUGUCAGUUGGCCCCUUGGUGAUCGCGGAGGGUUCUGCACAUUUGUCACUCUUGUGGAUAACACAUAUCACCUUAAACACGGGAGGGGUGAAGCAGCGAUACCUACAUAUCUCUGGGGAUUAAAUCAAAUAGUACAGAGGAGACAGGCGAGUGGAGGUGGCGCACCAUUCAUUCCCGGUGUGGGUUAUGUGUAUCGCAGAGCCGUGCGCUCUAAAGGGAUUGUGCCUCUGAUGGCUAUCUACACGCUAAUGUGACCUGGACAUUAACAUCCUGCUGACCUUUCAUUCAUCGCCUGCUGAGCCGCUCCUUGUGCUCUUACUUUCCGCACCUUGACCCCGUUGUCUGACACGCAUCAUUUCCCGGUGACAGCAGCAUCCCAUACCCGGCUAUGGCGGUCUUGGAUUUGGCACUACAGGGUCUCGCGAUCUUCGGCGUCGUUCUCUUCUUCGUAUUGUGGUUCAUGCACUUCUUGUCCAUAGUGUACACACGGCUGCAUCUCCAUAAAAAAGCAUCUGACAAGCAACCAUACAGCAAGUUACCGGGUGUUUCCCUUCUUAAACCAUUGAAAGGGGUCGACCCCAACCUCAUCAACAAUUUAGAGACGUUUUUUGAAUUGGACUAUCCAAAAUUUGAACUACUUCUUUGUGUUCAAGAUCUCGAUGAUCCGGCAGUGGAUGUAUGUAAAAAGUUACUUGGCAAAUAUCCGAACACUGAUGCCAGAUUAUUUAUAGGUGGUAAAAAGGUUGGCAUUAACCCGAAGAUAAACAACUUAAUGCCUGGAUAUGAGGUAGCCAAAUACGAUCUCAUUUGGAUCUGUGAUAGUGGGAUCAAAGUGAAACCAGACACACUCACAGACAUGGCCAAUCAGAUGACAGAGAAAGUUGGCUUGGUUCAUGGACUUCCCUACGUAUCAGACAGACAGGGGUUUGCUGCUACAUUAGAACAGGUUUAUUUUGGGACUUCUCAUCCAAGGUCAUAUAUAUCUGCAAAUGUCACAGGCUUCAAGUGUGUAACAGGAAUGUCUUGUUUGAUGAGAAAAGAGGUGCUGGAUCAGGCAGGUGGACUUAUUGCCUUUGCUCAGUACAUAGCUGAAGACUAUUUUAUGGCCAAGGCAAUAGCUGAUCGAGGUUGGAAGUUUUCCAUGGCUACACAAGUUGCGAUGCAGAACUCUGGUUCUUAUUCUAUAUCACAGUUCCAGUCCCGGAUGAUCAGGUGGGCCAAACUAAGAAUUAACAUGCUGCCAGCUACAAUUGUGUGUGAGCCCAUUUCCGAAUGUUUUGUUGCCAGCUUAAUCAUUGGUUGGGCAGCCCACUAUAUCUUCAGAUGGGACAUCAUGGUGUUCUUCAUGUGUCACUGCUUAGCAUGGUUCAUAUUUGACUACAUUCAGCUGAGAGGUGUUCAGGGGGGUGCACCAUCUUUUUCAAAACUGGACUAUGCUGUUGCUUGGUUUAUCAGAGAAUCCAUGACAAUCUACAUCUUCCUUUCUGCUUUAUGGGACCCAACUAUUAGCUGGCGGACGGGGCGGUUUAGAUUACGGUGUGGAGGCACUGCAGAAGAAAUCCUAGAUGUAUAACCAUAGAUCUGUGACUGUAUAUAAGAAAAGAGAAAAAAAAAGUAUUAUUAUAAAUUAUGUUUAUACUAUGCUUUUAAAGAAAAAAAGAAAACUACCUUUUGAAUAGUUUUAUUACAUGUAUGUAUGUUUUGUUAUCUGACCUUUAAUUUAUUUUGCAUGGCACUUGCAUCUGUGAAGACACGUUUGUAAUUUGGGCCAUAUGGGGACAGCAUCGUUUUGUGUAAAUUAAAAAGCAAGAUAAACUGUAGUCAUUUUAUAGGUGCUCUGCAGUUAAUGAUAUAGGAAGCAAAUCUCCACAACUGUUUCCUGCCCAAUCUGAAUUGAGUUGUAAAAAGGGUUAAGAAUCAUUUCAAUUUAUAGAAGGCUGACACUUUUUUUUUUUUUUUAAUAAGCUGAUCACUAAUUUUAUGGCAUUUGUUUUUUGGCCUGCACCUCCAAGCAAAUUUUAAAGAAAAAAAAAUAAUGAAAAGUUCCCGUUUUAAAAGUUGUUUUUUUUUUUUUGUACAGCAAAGAACAAAACAUUAUUUGUUUCUUAGUUGUUGUUUAGCUACCUCGUAAAAGUGCUGCAGAGUAAAUAAGAUAAUAGUAGACGAUGACUUGUUGUAUGUUGACUUGUAUAAAAAAAAGAACUUGCUCUCUUGUCUGCCCGAGGGAUCAGCAACACAAGGAUUUGUAGGUCCAACUGACGAGAGAGGGAUUUAUUAGGGUGUGUGUUCUAUACAAUGGGUUUUCUUCCUAGCUGUUACUGCAAUGAACCAAAAGUAGACUCAGUUUGAUGGUUCCCAUUUUAUGACCAGGCUACUGAGACCUUAGUUGACUGAUCCUCUGUGGGACCCUUGCUAAUCUUUGUGCUGAAAUCGGCCUUAGCCCUUCUCACCAUUUUUCUGCUGAGGCAGAUUUGCUUCAGUUUGAUUUGCGCUUAUUACUAUUAUCUUUUAUUACUCCUCCACUUUAUAUGUCAGAUUGAAUACGGUUUAAGCACCAUUUCACAAAGUAUUUUCUUAUUGCACAUAAAAUUGUAUAAGAAAGUAAUUUUGUAACAUGCAUUUGAUGGUGUAUACUUUUUAAUGCGUGUAAUAUCUAUUCAAAAUGAAAAUCACAGUAAAUAUUGUAAAUAUAUAUAUAUUUAAAUAUAUACAAAUAAGUCAGCAUUUAUCUACCAGAUAUUAGAGCUGCAUACAGUCUUUAAUUUAUUAGCUGUCAAACAAAGUCUACUGUUGGAUUGUAUGCUUUACACAGCAUUAUUUGUAUUUAUUUUGAUUGUUAUUUUUUUUACAAGAAUUAUUACGCAAGUUGUAAAUGCAUGCUGUAUAUGUUUCCUGCUUCUGUAUUUGUUUGUAUUUUUUUCCAUUGAAUUGUAACCUGACUGUCUAGAUUCUCUAGAGUUUGUGGUGAACUGGACAUUUUGGUUAUGUACUUGCACACUAAAGAAGUGAACAGAAAAUGCAUAAGCCUGUACUAAUUAAAUCUGUAUAUAUUAUGAGGAUUUUUUUUUUACCUUCCCACUCCCAGCAUUCUCAUACUGGCUAGUGUUAUCAAUGUAGCCAUGCUAACUAGAAUUAUUUAUCUAAUCAUAGCACUCACCAGAGAACCUUUAUCUUCUGCAGAAUAGCAAUAAUUCCCUCUAAAUAAUGUUAACUGGGCAGUUAUCUCCCUUUACUGAGCCAUUUUAUGUAAUUGCCUAAAUUGUAACACUCCACAAAAAAAUAUCUCUGGGCCAAAAUCACUCUAGCCAGCUUAAUAUUUUGCCUUAUGAUAUCAUUAUGUUUGUUGGAUGGGCAUUUAUGUUCUGCAUGGGUGGGGUAGGCUUUUGUUGCAUGUUCGCAUUCUUUAUGUGAAUCGGGGAAAACCUGAGGAAAUAGCACAUUGCAAGCCAGUCUAGUUGUGACCCACAUUAGCUGUUCAUAAGAUGCUCCAGAGUUUUUGUUACUUAUGUGUUUUUUGUGUGUUUUGUACAUGUUAAAAGAAGUUUGGUUGAUGCCAUGUGUUACACAGUGUAAUGACAGGAUGAGAAUGGAUGGACAAACUUCAAUUUUGUUUUAUUUUCUGUUUAUGUCUAAUGACGUUUUGCACUUCUCAAACAUCUGCUUAUUAAGGAAUAGUAAAGCUUCCCUGAAGCGCACAGCUGAAACUUUUUUUAUUUUUUUAUUUUUCUUAUUAAAAGAUUCAGCAUUCAAGAGGGCAUCAAAAGCAGAAUAUUUGAAUUCCAAAUACUGUGUUAAUUUAAAGUAGAUGCAGAGAGAAAAAUGUCUAGAAUGUUAAAUGUUUAUUUAAAAUCAUUGUCUUUUCAGUUUUUGUUCAAAAAAUAAAUUUGAUUACUGUCAAAGAAAAA
Molecule: messenger RNA, 3928 nt
Organism: Bombina bombina (fire-bellied toad)
Lineage: Eukaryota; Metazoa; Chordata; Amphibia; Anura; Bombinatoridae
Gene: UGCG
Product: UDP-glucose ceramide glucosyltransferase
Exons: 9
Coding region: 412-1596 (394 amino acids)
Biological process (GO): glucosylceramide biosynthetic process
Cellular component (GO): membrane
Molecular function (GO): ceramide glucosyltransferase activity
Source: RefSeq, a predicted model, not a curated record